Molecule: messenger RNA, 5101 nt
Organism: Drosophila ficusphila
Lineage: Eukaryota; Metazoa; Arthropoda; Insecta; Diptera; Drosophilidae
Gene: Acf
Product: bromodomain adjacent to zinc finger domain protein 1A
Exons: 6
Coding region: 373-4833 (1486 amino acids)
Biological process (GO): chromatin remodeling
Molecular function (GO): protein binding
Source: RefSeq, a predicted model, not a curated record
UGCGGUCACAUUGUUUGUAAAAAUUUUGCGAAGGCGCGUGAAAAUAUUCGGUGCGUUGAAAAACAGACGGAUUUAAAGAGCUGAUGUCGCUAAAGCUAAACGCAGAGGUAGUGGAAAGUGCCGGCAGAGUGUCGGUUGCAGAAGGCGUGUAAAAUUGCGCUGGAACGCAACGCGCGAAAUCAGAAAAACCGUUUGCAUCGAAAGCCCCUCCAAAGAGGUGGGAAAAUUUGGGCGCCUUUUGCGUCUGUCGCUUGGCGUUGUGAAAUUUAUAAGUUUCCCCGCAUUUUUAUCCUGUGAAGUGCUAACCGUGUGUUCUAAAGGAUUGCCAUUAAAAAGGUGGAGGCGUACAAUCGCAAAAAAAAAAAAAACAAAAUGCCUAUUUGUAAGCGGGAUGGAUUCGAGAAGGAGGGCAAAAACGAAACAUUCCACGACAACGAUGAAGUUUUCUGUUGCUACAUUACUAAACGCAUUUUCCGCGACUAUGAGAGCUACUUCCGGCACGUGAUGGUAAUCAAUUCGACUGUGUGGCAGUGCGAGGCCACCGGAAAGGAGAACCUUACGUUCGAGGAGGCGGUUAAGAGCGAGCGAGCCGCACGCAAGAAGAUGGAGCAAUUCAAGCAGAGCCUCCGGGCACCCGUGCUCCUGGUAGUGGAGCAUGCUCGCCAGUCGGCUGUUAACACUCUAAAUCUGAUGGUCGCCAAGUUCCUGCGCAAGCGCUACUUCAUUGGUGAGGAGGUGACGGUGCAGGCGAAGAAGAACACCAUCUACACUGUGGUGGGCAUCAGUUUGGAUAAAAACUUACCGGAACCGGGAAAUGGCAUCUACGAGGACACCGACAGCCUGGUCUACAGACUCCGCCCGAAUAAGGGAGAUCCCAGCUUGGAGGUUGAGCUGCCCUUCAAGCAACUGCGUCGAUCACGCACAGAGUUUAACAUGGAGAACCUGAGCAUGUUCAUUAAGAGCAACGUGACGCGCGUGGAGGGGCUCCUGCGACCUAAACCAGAGGCAUACAAGCAGUUCGUGACAGACCCCGGUGUGAGCUUCUCCACCAUCUUCAUUGGCAAAAUGCCGCGCUAUUCGCCCGCCAAGAUUAAGAAACCGGAUGCUAAGGAUGCCAAGAAGCAGUCCACUCUCAACAAGUAUAUUGUGGCUGACGAGGCGACGGCUGCCAAGUCCAAGGCAAAGGCGAAAUCCGAUGCCAAAUCGCUUGCUGAGGAAAUGGAACGUGUGAAGCGAGAAAAGGAGGCCAAGCUGAUUGAGAUGGAGAGGCAAAAGGCGGAGAAGAAAGCGCAGCUCAUGGAGCGCGUUGAAAGCGAGUGCAAUUUGUUGCUCCAGAAGACCGACGAUCUGGAGAGAACCGACCAGAAGAGGCUGCCCCGCUAUAGACAAAUAGUCACUGUGCUGCCCGAGCGACUCCUGGGUGACGCCUUCAUGGUGCGAGAGUUUAUGCACACAUACGCGGGACUCUUGUCCGGGAUCGAGGUGUUCCGCCAGAACCUCAGCUUCUACGAGAUGACCCGAGCGCUGACUACGCGAGAGAUCGCGGGUCCGCUGUCCGACAUCCUUCUCGUACUUCUCGGCACUAUUUUUGAUCUGCAGAAGGAGGAGGAGGAGGAGAGUGCAGUGUACUACCUCACUCGGUCGGCCCAGGCACACGAACCCUACAACUCUAUGAGCCAAGCCAUCAAAAGUCACAUCUACGCCAAACGCCAUUUUUCCUUUAAGGUCAAUGAACUACCGCUGGACGCGUUGACCAUAAGCGAAGUGCUGCGCUUACACCUGCUCGGAUCUGGAGCCAUCGUGAAUGAGAGGGCGGAACGAUGGAGGGUGAUGUACCGAAACGGGUAUUCCUCGAGGGAAGAUCCUGGGCUGGAGCUGCGCCUGCACCACCCGCACAUCCUGCGCUCCCUAAAAACACAUUCCAUAUAUCAGCUUAAGUUCAGGGAUAUAGUGCACUUGAUUCGGUGCCUAAUGUCCCAGAUUCUUACUUACUCGGGCACCAUUAAUUUGAUUGAGGAGCGCAUGGAGCAGACGGCAAAGGCCAAGCAGGAUCUGCGAGCCCUAGUCGUCGCGGAAAAUAGGCGUCUGGCUACUGUGGAGAUCAACAGGAAAAAACUUACUCAAACACACCAUCUAGAGUCUAUUGCCGCUGAGCCAGAAAAGAAAGAAGCGAUGGCGGAAAAAUUCAACAAAAGCAUCGCAGAGCUUCAUGCCCAAUCGGAUCAGCAUCACCGAAAGCAUGAGCAGCAAAUGCUUAAGUUGCAUUCCCAACUGUUUAAUUUCUUGGUGUUUCUGGGCAUGGAUAGAUGCUACAGAAAGUACUACGUUUUGGAGUCGAUGCCAGGGAUCUUCAUCGAGCAUUCGCCGGACAGCCUGGACACUUGCAUGGAGCAACCACCAGCAAACAAGUCGCAACUAGAGAUUCGCCAACAAGCAACGUUGCCGAAAAAUCGCAAGGACCUGAGAAUAUAUCUUCUUAAACUCUACGGGGACGGUGACACGAAGACCAAAAGAAAGGCAAAGCAAUCGCAAGAGAACAAGGAAAACCAGGAGCAUCGCCUCAAUGGCAGUGCUGAACCCAUGGAACUGGACUCGGACUCCCCGGAGGCUCCCACCCAGUUUGAGUUGAUGAUGUGUAGCGGCGACAAGAAGAAUUGCAUUGUGCACGAUCCCAAAAACGGGCAUAGGCAAAUCUGGUCAUACAUCUAUAAACCGGAGGAAAUCGAUGAGCUAAUAAGGUCACUAAAUCCCAAUGGUCUGCGAGAAUCCGAGCUACUCCAAGAACUUACCGUUCUGCGAUCCCUCAUUGAACAGCAUGUGAAAACAUGCCCUGUCGAACUUCUUACCUUGGAGAACGAGGCGAUGCGCAAAAAGUUCUUGGCAACGAUGGCAUCUGAAACGAACCGUAAGUACGGAGAAGCAAACUUUGGACUGCCAAAUGGAACCGAUUUGAGCGAAGUGAUGCGCCUGCAUCUGGUGGAUCGUCUGGUCCAGUUCGAAAGUGAUAUUUACACGGGCGAUCUUGGGCGCCUAAAGGUUAAGGACAUGGAAAAGUGGCGAAAGGAUUUGAUUGGGGGCAACUAUGAUCCGCAGUGCAAGCUGCAGUGGGGUCCGGGUGGAAAACUUGAAGAUGAGGCUGCCAACAGUUCUGACAACGACUCCCAUGACACUCAUGAGGGCGAUGACGGCGCCCUCCUGGGUAAAUUUGCCAGAAUGCCGUACCGUGAUCCUGGCCUGUAUUUGGCUGCUUCUGCGGACACAGAGUCUCCACCAGACAGCGACGAUGAGAACGGUCUGCCUGCUAAUGCCGUUUCCAUUCCGAUGGAAGUACAUAACAUGGCCUCGGCCCUUCUCCAAGUGGAGCAGGCCAUCGGGAAACGCUUCCUUAAGGAGCCCUACGGCAUGAAGAAGUGGGAUCCGAAGCAGGAGGCCCAGAGACUCGCCUGCGAAUCGCGUCUGCAUCAGUGGGAGGUGUCGCUUAUGGAGAGCACCAGCUUUGCGCAGGUGUUCCUUCACCUGAACAUCCUGCACGACUGUGUCCAGUGGAGGCGGUCCACCAACAAGUCCUUGUGCAAGGUCUGCCGUCGUGGCAGCGACCCGGAGAAGAUGCUGCUGUGCGACGAGUGCAACGCCGGCACCCACAUGUUCUGCCUGAAGCCCAAGUUGCGUUCCGUUCCUCAGGGGAACUGGUACUGCAAUGACUGCGUCAAGAGUCUGGGUCUUAAUAAUGGCCAAAACGACAAGGAUAAAAAGCAGGCGGCAAAGAAGAAGCGCAAGUUUAUUGUUGAAGAAGAGGUGGACGAGCCUACCGAUGAAAAAGAUGAAGACGAAGAUGAGGAGGAGGAGGAGGAGGGGGAUGGCGAUGGCGAUGGCGAUGGCGAGGAGGAGGAAGAGGACGAAGAAGACGAUAACACAGAUGAGGAUAAUGAUGAGGAAGUCGCGGACGACAAAAGUAUGACCUCCACGCGCUCCUCUGAGAAGCUCAACGGGCGACCGAGGAGGCAGUCCCGAACAGGGCGUACCAAAGAGGUUGAGACGGUCACCGAGGAAGAGAGUGAAAGCGUUGAAGCCAGCGAUGACUCAUCACUGACAGCCGAUGAAGAGACAGCCGAAGAGUCCGACGAGGAGAAGGUAUGUCAAAAGUGUUUCUACGACGGCGGCGAGAUCAGAUGUGUGCAGUGCAGAUUGUUCUUCCACCUGGAGUGCGUCCACCUCAAGCGACCGCCGCGCACUGAGUACACGUGCAAAAUGUGCAAACCAAUGCCGAAACCCAGGCGCCGUCACAGUAACAUGAAUGGUGACGAUGACGACGACGAGGAUGAGCCGCAAGCCAAGCGCUCUCGCUCCUCGCGCAGCUCGGUGCGCUUGUCUGUCGACAAAUCCGCACGCCAAAGCAACGGUAACAACAACAAUAAUAACAACAGCGCCAACAACAAUAACCACCGGCGGAGCGGCCGCAGAACAAACGAUAACCUGCCGCUUAACAGCGCCGCCUUGUACGAUUUGCUGGAGCAAAUUAUGAAGCACAAGGCCGCGUGGCCGUUUCUCCGUCCCGUACUGACGUCGGAGGUGCCGGAUUACCAUCAGAUCAUCAAGACGCCAAUGGAUCUAGCUAGGAUUAAGUCCAAGCUAAACAUGGGCGCCUACCAGCUAAACGAGGAGCUCCUGAGUGACAUCCAGUUGGUGUUCAGAAACUGCGAUUUGUACAACGUAGAGGGCAACGAGAUAUACGACGCUGGCUGCCAACUGGAGCGAUUCGUGAUCGAGCGCUGCAAGAACAUGCAGUUGCCGUUUCGACCAAGCGACAUGAACGGAGAAAUCGAAACCUGCUGAGCCGAAUGCUGAUCUCCGCUUGCUAUCGUGUAAAUUUCUACCUUCUCUAGAGUUAAGCGCAACCAUUCGCAGUCUUAAGUAGACUUAAAGAUGUUCCCUAUGUUUAAUCUUAGCAUUUAUAUGCAUACCAGUUCAAAGUUCAGCACACGCACAAGCAAAAAAAAAUCUUAUCUGUUGGUUCAUAAGACAUUAUGUAUUUUUAAAUUAUUGUAGCCAUUACGAAAAAUUUACAAACAAUAAAUGAAAUAAGAGAAAUUUAACAACUUAA